This is a messenger RNA of Ruditapes philippinarum (Manila clam), 612 nucleotides long. RefSeq lists its product as uncharacterized. Lineage: Eukaryota; Metazoa; Mollusca; Bivalvia; Venerida; Veneridae. The transcript has 3 exons. Bases 67 to 597 code for a protein of 176 amino acids. The record is from RefSeq and is a predicted model, not a curated record.
AAAACCCUGUUUUACAUUUAUUUCUUUACACAAGCUUUCAACAUUUUGGUGCGAUAGGACGUAGGAAUGGAUAAAGGAAGUGUUAGAUACUUUAUUUAUUCUUUAUUGAUUACGAUAAUAACUAUAUCACUAAGUGAAACAACAGCCGAAGAGUCUUGUGAAGAGUCUUUGAAUCAUACCACGCAAAAUAACUAUGAAUACACAUUUUUGUGGAGUGCUUGGCGGUCAACGGGCUUGGUAUGGCACAACAUGACAUUUUGGGAUGGACAUGUGCAGAUACCAGAGAAAGACCAUGUAGCUUUGGAAUGUUUUACUACAUUGGGAAAUAUAUUAGUGAUAGAAGACAAGCAUCCUAACAUCGAAGAUAUAACUGAAAACAUUAUUGAAGUAAAGGCGUGCACCAUAGACGUAAACCAAAAGUGUAUACAUCAUAUGAAUGUCCUGAUCAGAAAAUGCAAUGGAAAUUUAUUGUACAGAUUUCCAUUGUUCAACAGCACGAAUGUACGACAUGACUACAUUUGCUUAGGUAAGUGUAAAAAUUGUGCCUAUAAAGAUAUAACUUGCAUGAUGCAUAUGGCAAUAACAAAUCUAAUUUAACUGACUGUAUCUCAU